AUGGCCUGCCCCGGUUUUCAUUGGCACCAUGUUCCGCUACUAGAAAUUUGGAGGGAGAAGGACAAUGGUGAUGGAAACUCCUCCAUUAUGCUCGAGUCUUAUUGCCCCGAAGAAUCUGUAUCAAUUUUCAUUGAAGCUCUACGGAAUAACAAGGUUAAUUAUGACGGGUUAAAUAUUCCUCUACCAUUCAACUUAGAGAUCUUGAAAUGGGCUAAUGAGACGCGAAAGGUGUUGUCUUGUGCCGAGGUUCCAUCUCAAGUUAAAUUCUACAAUAUAUAUGGGACUAAUUUUGAGACACCUCAUAGCGUAUGUUGCUAUGUUGCUGGAAGUCUCAUGGCUCAAAAUCUGUGGAAUGAGAACAUAGGUGGACAUUUUGACAUAUCAUUGCAGGAAGUUUAUGGAAGUGACGAUGCACCUGUAACUGAUCUACAGCAAUUACCAUCUCUGCUGGCCAAGUACAUAUGUGUUGAUGGGGAUGGGACAGUUCCAUUGGAAUCUGCAAAGGUUAAUUAUGACGGGUUAAAUAUUCCUCUACCAUUCAACUUAGAGAUCUUGAAAUGGGCUAAUGAGACGCGAAAGGUGUUGUCUUGUGCCGAGGUUCCAUCUCAAGUUAAAUUCUACAAUAUAUAUGGGACUAAUUUUGAGACACCUCAUAGCGUAUGUUAUGGAAGUGACGAUGCACCUGUAACUGAUCUACAGCAAUUACCAUCUCUGCUGGCCAAGUACAUAUGUGUUGAUGGGGAUGGGACAGUUCCAUUGGAAUCUGCAAAGGGUAUUCCCUUAAAGCGAUGCGUUGCACUUGUGACUCCAUGUCUUGAAAAAUGA
Ilex paraguariensis (yerba mate) is the source of this 825-nucleotide messenger RNA. The record is from the annotation of a GenBank genome assembly. Lineage: Eukaryota; Viridiplantae; Streptophyta; Magnoliopsida; Aquifoliales; Aquifoliaceae.